Ustilago hordei is the source of this 996-nucleotide messenger RNA. RefSeq lists its product as uncharacterized. The coding region runs from base 1 to 996 and encodes 331 amino acids. The record is from RefSeq and is a predicted model, not a curated record. The transcript has a single exon. NCBI's taxonomy places the organism in Eukaryota, Fungi, Basidiomycota, Ustilaginomycetes, Ustilaginales, Ustilaginaceae.
AUGCCGACCUCUUCCAUUGUUCCAGGCAGAACGCAUGAGAAACGCAACCUGGCGAUUCUGGCAGCAUCUCUGCUGCUGCUGCUCCAGCAGACAGCUUUUGUCUCUGCUUCGAAACAGACCCUCUCUCCAUUCGACUGCGGGAAUGUCGCCGUCUCAUCGAAACAGUCAUUCGAUCUCUCCAAAAUUUCCUAUCCCAUCCGCACUUCCAACACCGAGUCAACACCUCCAUCAGAAACAAAGACUUCGAUCGACAUUGAUCUCUGCAAGCCGCUCGAUGCUGACCCAAAUCGUGACGAGAAAGAUCAGUGCCCGCGUGGAACAAGGAUAUGCAUCACAAUCGAGACCAUCAAGGACGGCAAGACCAUCGUGACGCAAGCAAUCCCAGUAGCUUAUUCCGGCGAGUCAGGCGGAAGUAAGAUUGAAGCCAAAGUAGAAUGGGGCGAAGAGCUCGAAGGUGGAGAGAAGAGCAUCGAGCUUCAAUUGCCAGGUGCCACGUACGCUGGCCGUGAGCAGAAGGCGGAGCUUGAGCUUGUUUGCGAUCCAAAAGCAGACGCUGACUCUCAUCCCACUGCUCGAAGCUAUGACCGUUCAGAUGGAAAGCUGAAGCUUCGCUGGCCGACCAAGUUCGCCUGUUCUUCUGCUGCCAGCAAACCAGGCAGUGGAGGUGGGUCUCCGUCCAAAGGCGGCUCUGAUGACGGCGACAAAGGCAACAGCGGAAGUGGAUCAGAUGCUUCAAGCGGAUGGGGCUUCUUCAGUUGGCUCUUCUUCCUGCUUUCUGUCGGCUUCGUUGCUUAUAUGGGUAUUGGAAUGUACAACAACUACAACAAUUACGGUGCAAGUGGCUGGGAUUUGGUUCCGCAUAAGGACUUUUGGAGGGAAUCUCCUUACAUUGCUCGCGAUGCUGCUUCUCAUGUCUGGCAGACAGUUUCAGGAAAUCGCGGAGGCGGAGGCGGGUUCGGAGGAUCUGGCGGUCGCGGAGCCUACGAGCCGAUUUGA